Messenger RNA from Chanos chanos (milkfish), 444 nucleotides. Its product is annotated as potassium voltage-gated channel subfamily E member 1-like. The transcript has a single exon. Gene Ontology annotation, molecular function: potassium channel regulator activity; transmembrane transporter binding; voltage-gated potassium channel activity involved in ventricular cardiac muscle cell action potential repolarization. Gene Ontology annotation, biological process: membrane repolarization during action potential; regulation of heart rate by cardiac conduction; negative regulation of delayed rectifier potassium channel activity. NCBI's taxonomy places the organism in Eukaryota, Metazoa, Chordata, Actinopteri, Gonorynchiformes, Chanidae. The coding region runs from base 1 to 444 and encodes 147 amino acids. The record is from RefSeq and is a predicted model, not a curated record. Gene Ontology annotation, cellular component: voltage-gated potassium channel complex; membrane.
AUGUUUCUGCAGAACAGCACGGACUUGCAUACGCUGCUAGUCUCCUGGCUACAGUACUACACGAAUGGAACAUGGAUAUCUCCAGCAUUGCCUGUUAGUCCCGCUGCUCUUCAGCUACCGCUGCCUUUGAAUCAAGAUCAAGAGAGAGAUCAAUGGCAGGGCAUUAUUUACAUUCUGCUCAUGGUGGGACUGUUCAGUUUCUUUACUUUUGGAAUCAUGUUCAGCUACAUCCGCUCUAAGAAGCUGGAGAACUCACGGGAUCCGUACCACCAGUACAUAGCCCGAGACUGGGCCAAAGUCCUCACACCAUCUGCAGUCAUCACCCAAGCACUAAAAAGUGUCAGGAAAGAACCCACCAUCAUCAGCAACCCUGCCGUUCUGGAGGAUCUUCCAGGGUGUAGUGGUGUAAACAAGGACUUGACAAAGGAUAAUAGGCAUGAGUGA